UUUGGGUGCUAUCUAAAAAUUGUUUUAGCUUUAGGAAUUACUUUUGUUUUAAUUAAAAAUAUCAAUACAAUUUAAAAGAAAAAAAAACUUUUUUUUUACACAAAAAGAAUACACGGGAACAAUGAAGUACAAACUGCACCGUGUUUUAGCGUUUAUUUCUGUUACUUUGGCCUGUAGUGUGCUAGCUAAGCCUCUUACUGAUUUGCCAGAUUUGACAGACACGUUUGUUCCUCUUGGUGACGAGAGACCUACUUUAAGGCACUAUGUAUUCAAGCGUUCACCUCUGGUGGAAGAGAUCAUGGGGCCGCUCAGCCGUAACGUACGUCAGGUCAGCGAAAGCGCCAGAAGUUUUGAUGUCUAUAAACGUAUGCGGGUGCUUCUGACUCUGCUGCGGAUUCACAUCGGCCGCAGUCCUAGCGUAGAAAUCUUCCAGUUCCACAACUGGGACAAGACAAUCAACAUUGACCAACUCUUCUAUACCAAACCAAAAACCAUUUGGGAGGUACGUCGUGUGCUCUUCGCUGCCCGCUCUCUGGGACUACGUGUUCGAGCUACCGGGGCCGGACACAGUCGGUCACCGCUGUAUGUAGAUGAAGGCAACAUUAUGAUGGACGUCCGAGACCUGCAGAGGCAUGAUGGACCUUUCAUGCAGCUUAAUCCCAAAACACAAGAGAGGAACUUCCCCACAAUAACUGCAAUGACUGGAGUGUACGAGAUUGAGCUGAACGAGUUCAUGAAAAAGAACAACGUCACAGUCUUGGCGCAACCGUUGAAUGACCAGGAGACACUGGGCGGGAUGGUCGCUGCCAGUACACACGGAUCAACUUACGACGAGCCAACUUGGAGUGGAGUUGUCGUGGAAAUGAGGUUGCUUGACUCCAUGGGGCGCUUCCGCAAAUUCACGCUGGAGAAACACCCGCUGAUAAUGAAAGCCGCCAUUUGUAACCUGGGCAUGUUCGGGAUUAUGUAUGACAUCACUUUUAAAGUGUACCCAAUGAUAACUGUGAAAGUUGUGAAUAGUUUUGUGCCUCUGAAAGAUCUAAUCCAGAACAAAGCCGCUCUGAAGGCUCAGAUCAGUCAGAACUUUAUGAAUGAAAUCUCGUGGUUCCCGUUCAACCAGCUCACACAAGCGGAAGAAGACUACUACAAAGCUACUGGUAAAGCUCCCAGUACUUGGAACGCUGGCAAUGACUUGUUAUGGGUCAGGACUAUCAACCCAGUCAAUGAGUCUGAACUGAUUGGUAAAAAUCUUACCGGCACUCUGUACCUUCCAAGUAACGGUUCAUUGGCUGGUGGAACUGAGACAGGAUUGCUUAAAGCCAGGGGUUCAAUAAACCUGGCCAGACAGGUUCCCGCCGUCAGUUACCAACGCUUGGUAGAUGCUUUCCCAAUUAUUCUACCUCCACGCUGGGGAGUGGAGACUAGUGCUGCCUUCAUGGUGAACAUUGACAACGAUUUUGAUAGACCAUUUAGAGCGCUGAAUUAUUUAGUCGACAUGGCAGAAAAACAGAUUAAAGAAAAUGCCUCAACACCCAUAAACGCCCUGUUGCCGAGAUGGUUUAAGAACCACAACUGUUUCCUGUGUCCCGGCAAUGAGGACAUAACUCAACCAGAUGAUUCAGGAAAAACUCUGGUUAUUGACUUCCUUGCUCCCCCUGCUCAAUAUGGAUUCUACCCAGCGGCAGCUUCAUUUGUAAACCAGUUUAAAAGUGAAAAACUUCGACCCCACUGGGGCAAACGCCAUGACAAUAUCAACGGAAUUAUUAACAUUAUUAAAAAUGUCUAUGGAAAUCUUUUAACUGGCUUUAAAACUCAGAAGAGACUUGCUGAUAUUGACCCCUGUGAUAUGUUUAUGAACUCCUACUUGCUAGCCAUAUUUGGAAGAAGUGAAAAUUGCAGGACAAUUUAAAGAAAUAUUAUUUUUUUUUGCAUAAGCAAACUAGCAAUGAUAUGACAUGCUCAAAAGAAAUCCAACUUUCAGGUUUAUAAACAAAGCAAAAUUAGAAUUUGCAAAAAUGACAUUAAUAGAUGAGCCAAAAUACGGGAAAGAAUUCAUUUCCUUUAAAAAAAAAAGGUUACAUGAGAUUUAUUUCUUUACCUAUAUGCUGCACCAAGUAAUCUAAACGUAGUGAGUUAGUCUAAGUUUAAAUUUGAAACUUUUUGUUUUGGGGGUUAUUUCAAAUUUGUGAUUCCACAUUGUCAUUUAUGACAUUUGCUUUAAAAACAAAUUUGUUAACUCCUAAAGGAAUUAUGUAUUGCAGAAUGUUAAUUUAAAACAUUGUCCUGUAUCAUUACAAGUUGUUGGAAGAAGAAAGAGUCUGUAUCAAUUGUUAUACUUGUGCUUUCAUUACUGACUGUUUCUUUUGUUAACACCAGUGUAUCUUUACUGACUUGUGGUGUGGGACAUUAUAUUCAUUAGUGCAUUUGGUGACAAGUGUGAAGACUAGAAUGUCAUGAUAUACAAUGACAUUAAGUACUGUAAGCUAUUUAGAGACAAUAACAAACAAAUUUAUGAAUGUAUAAAUAUUUUUUUUCCCCAAAGAUGUUACUCUUUGAAUAUUUACUGUUUCUUAUUUUGUUAGCUAUUUGUUAUAACAUAUAAUGUUUCUUACUUAUGUAGCAAAAGUGUAUAAAAAGUGGAUAUAAAUGUGUAUGCUGAUGCAAGAAUGUUAUAAAAAUAUAAGGAAAUACACAAUUGUCUAAGC
This is a messenger RNA of Biomphalaria glabrata, 2705 nucleotides long. RefSeq lists its product as uncharacterized. The record is from RefSeq and is a predicted model, not a curated record. The transcript has 12 exons. The coding region runs from base 122 to 1909 and encodes 595 amino acids. NCBI's taxonomy places the organism in Eukaryota, Metazoa, Mollusca, Gastropoda, Planorbidae. Gene Ontology annotation, molecular function: oxidoreductase activity, acting on the CH-OH group of donors, oxygen as acceptor; FAD binding.